CAGCAUGGCGGCGGAGGUGCCCGCGUCUGCUACGGCCGUGAAGGCGGCGCCGCUCCUGGCGCUGGAGCCGCGGCUGCAGCGCCAGUUCCAGCAGAAAGUGCAGCGGGCCCGCACCAAGCGGACGGCCAAGGAGGAGCUGACGCCCGGCGUGGUGUUCGUGGGGCAUCUCCCGCGGGGCCUCUGCGAGCCGCAGCUCCGCGAGUACUUCGGGCAGUUCGGCACGGUGACGCGGCUGCGGCUCUCCCGGAGUAAGAAGACUGGAGCCAGCAAAGGCUAUGCAUUUAUGGAGUUUGAGUCUGAUGAUGUGGCCAAGAUUGUUGCAGACACAAUGAAUAACUACCUGUUCUCUGAGAGACUGCUGAAGUGUCAGUUUGUGCCUCCCGAGAAGGUCCAUGAGAGCCUGUUCAAAGGCUGUGACAGGAUCUUUCGGCAGCCCUCCCAGCCGGCCGUGCGGCGCUACAACCGCGUGCGCUCCCUGCUGGAGAAGGCCAGGAUGACCCAGCGCCUGCUGCGGAAGGAGAGGCUCUUACGGAAGAAGCUGGCUGAGAAGGGGCUGGACUAUGACUUCCCAGGAUUUGCUGCACAGGCGCUUUCCAAAAAGAGAAAGAAAGUUAAAACAUCCAAGAAAUCAAAACUGAAUGUUUCUUUGAGCAGCCAGGAUCCUACUCCAGUGUGUACUCCAGCAGUGCUCGAGCGCCGGAAAGCUGCUCGGAUGGAUGAUGACACAGAGGACGAUGAAGUAACUCUUAGGCUUCCCUCUGCCAGCGGUAAGAACGCUGUGCAGAGACCAAAGAAGCAGCCAACGAAGGCCAAACCUGAAGAAACAGAAACAGACUUAAAAUUUUUAUGCCUGUAGCCAUAUUUUUCUCAACUUUAAAAACUUUCAAGGUGGAGCUUCUACUGGGUCUCCUGCCCUGGCUUGGUUCAUCCUGCCUAGACUGUUUCAGGCUUUCUUAGGCAAGGACUCUGUUCACAAAUCCUGUCCCUGUGGUUUAGCCAUCAAGGGACAUAUGAAGAUAUCCUUGACUUUGUGCUCACAAGUGCCCGUGCUGUGACACAGCAACAGUAGUCCAGAAUCUUCAGUUAAUUUUAUAACUCUUGUCUAGUGCUCACUGUUUGGAAAGAAAAUGUGAGGCUGUCCAUUCAGAGUUUGCUAAUGCAAGCAACUGUGUCUUAAAUUUGUAAUUAAUUACAGGUUAUUAAAGAAAUUACCAUUUUUCAACUUUC
Molecule: messenger RNA, 1227 nt
Organism: Agelaius phoeniceus (red-winged blackbird)
Lineage: Eukaryota; Metazoa; Chordata; Aves; Passeriformes; Icteridae
Gene: NIFK
Product: nucleolar protein interacting with the FHA domain of MKI67
Molecular function (GO): RNA binding
Source: RefSeq, a predicted model, not a curated record